UGUUCGUUCAUCCCCGAGGGUUUCCAAAAAAUCAAAUCGAAAACCCUAGAAUAGAAGAGAAGAGCAGGCGAGUGGUCGCCCUUCAUCCACCGGUAAUCGAUUGGAUCCCAUGGCCUCCUCCGACGAUGAAGAGUUGGCUGAUGAGUUGACCUACUACAAACAUCCCCAAUGCAAAAGCUGCCGGGAACUUGACAAGAAGGAGAUGAGAGAAGAGUACGACGACGAGGACUACGUUUUUAGGGACGACAAUUUCGGUGGCGAUAAGAUCCUAAAGCUACAUGUCAUCUUCUACAGGAGGAGGUUAUUCGAGGAGGGUCGUUUUUAUUUUGGUUGCCAUCCAAAUUAUUUCAACCUGGAGUCACUACCAUACCCUCGAGAGCAUUUCAAUUUCCAGCCAGGCUUCGAUUCCAUAGUUGAAGAAUGCGCCGACUUCGCGGUCUAUGCAUAUAAUGAGGAGCGGGAUGGCACGAUGGAGCUUUGUGGGAUUGAGGAUGCCUCUGUUGGAGGUAGUGUUGGUAUCAAGAUAUUCUAUAUGAUCAUUCGCUGCCGCAAUGGUGAUUGCGCCGGUGGUGACGACGAUGGUAGCUCCGGCGGCGGUGGUAAACGGAAAAGGAGCUCUAAAGAGAAGAGUUACAGAGUGGUGCUUUCCUGUCGGUGGUGGAGUAGGGAUCUGAAAAAGAUUCUGGUCUUCAGGGACUCUAAUGGGGCAAGUAAGUGACUACGUA
Messenger RNA from Linum tenue, 725 nucleotides. NCBI's taxonomy places the organism in Eukaryota, Viridiplantae, Streptophyta, Magnoliopsida, Malpighiales, Linaceae. The record is from the annotation of a GenBank genome assembly.